Molecule: messenger RNA, 2390 nt
Organism: Poecilia reticulata (guppy)
Lineage: Eukaryota; Metazoa; Chordata; Actinopteri; Cyprinodontiformes; Poeciliidae
Gene: septin2
Product: septin 2
Biological process (GO): cell division
Molecular function (GO): GTP binding
Source: RefSeq, a predicted model, not a curated record
CUGAGCCUGCUCCGCUCUCCCUCCUGGUGCAUUGUGGUCUCUGUUCUAAAGGAAGCUGCUUGCACCGGAAUCUGAAGAAUUCGAGGUGUCCGCCAAGUCUGCGUUACCUCGGCAGCUCGUCUUUCCUCUCUCCGCACCUCUGUCUUAUUCUUCAGCACCCUCCCUGUUGGCACACUGUUGAUCAAGGAGGAAAGAAAAAUGUCUCAGGCGGACAAAAUGGACAAAAUGAAGCAGGGGCAGUUCACCAACCCAGAGACCCCGGGGUACGUUGGAUUCGCCAACCUUCCAAAUCAGGUUCACCGCAAGUCAGUCAAGAAAGGGUUUGAGUUCACCCUUAUGGUUGUAGGUGAGUCGGGGCUCGGAAAAUCCACCUUGAUCAACAGCCUCUUCCUUACUGAUCUUUAUCCUGAAAGAGUCAUCCCCGGGGCAGCAGAAAAGAUUGAGAGGACGGUUCAGAUCGAAGCAUCGACCGUAGAAAUAGAGGAGAGAGGGGUGAAGCUCCGCCUCACCGUCGUAGAUACUCCAGGAUAUGGAGACGCCAUCAACAGCCAGGACUGUUUCAGCACCAUCAUCGCCUACAUCGACGACCAGUUUGAGCGCUACCUCCACGACGAAAGUGGCCUAAACCGCAGACACAUUGUAGACAACAGGGUUCACUGCUGCUUCUACUUCAUCUCCCCUCUGGGCCACGGCCUGAAACCUCUGGAUGUCCAGUUCAUGAAGGCCAUCCACAACAAGGUGAACGUGGUUCCAGUCAUCGCCAAGGCCGACACGCUCACCCUGAGAGAGAGGGAGAGGCUGAAGCGCAGGAUUCUUGAUGAGAUCGAUGAGCACGGUAUCAAGAUCUAUCACCUCCCUGACGCCGAGUCGGAUGAAGAUGAAGACUUCAAAGAGCAGACCAGGAUCCUCAAGGCUAGCAUCCCGUUUGCAGUGGUGGGCUCCAACCAGCAGAUUGAGGCCAAAGGGAAGAAGGUCAGAGGUCGCCUGUACCCGUGGGGUGUGGUGGAGGUGGAGAACCCAGAACACAAUGACUUCCUGAAGCUGCGGACCAUGCUGAUAACCCACAUGCAGGACCUGCAGGAAGUGACCCAGGACCUGCACUAUGAGAACUUCCGCUCGGACCGCCUCAAGCGGGGUGGCAGGUUGUCCUCCCAUGGUUACGUUCUGCCUCUGUCUCCUGCGAAGGCCCCGGAGCCAGAGGAAAUGGACAAGGACAUGAUUCUGCAGGAGAAGGAGGCUGAGCUGAGGAGAAUGCAAGAGAUGAUCGCUAAGAUGCAGGCCCAAAUGCAGAACCAAGGAGAGGGAGAUGGUCAACAUGUGUAGAAGGAAAGAAAAAAAAAAACAUAAGCAAACAUCGUCUUUGGUGGAUUUCAACCUGCGACCAACUGACCCUUAAUGUUUAGUUCCAGAUAGAAUCUGAAAUCUUCUUUUUUUUUUCUUUUUUUUACAUUUAGUUUGAUAUAGUCAGUGUUAUGUUUAUAUAUUUACAUAUAAAACUUUAUUUUCUUUCUAUUUUUUAUUAUGUAUCCUUUUUUUUUUAUGCUUAGAUGAAGUCAAGUCAUCCAUCUCACUAAGAUGGUGGCCCACGUUUUGCUGGGAUGUUUCUGUUACAUUUAUUUAAUUUGUGGACGACUUCUGUUCAGAAAGCCAAAGUUUUGCUGCAUCUGUACAGAGGUUUGUGAAAAAUAAUUCCUGGGAGAGCCAACUAUGGUGAGAACUAUUAAAAAUGCCUAUAAUCUCCACCCCUUUUUUAACCUAAUGUUCCACAUAUAUGAAUUUUCCAUUUAAUAGGACCUAUCCUGCUCAGUGUUACCCAGUUUAAACUCUCUAACUGGACCCAUCCUCUAACAUGUAAGCGUUCAGAAGGUGACAGUUUUAAAGGAAUAAAAGCGUUCAGCCUUCAGCCUCACCAGGUAGAAAUCAAAGGUUUUUAUUCAGGCAUAGUUGAGGUCAGGUUUUUAUCCAGUAGUGCUGUUCUCAGAUCAGUGUAGCCAUAUUUAAACUGCCUUUCACUGUGGUUAAGCUGAGGCUUCUAACAGUCUUCCUGUGCACCUGACUGGAGUACCGAGGCAUGACGUCUGUUUGGUGCUUUAAACUAACCGGGUGCUUUUAUUCUCAUGAGAAGUGUGACGUGGCGCAGCAGUAGCAGUGUGUGUGUUCUGUGUUAGAUGGAAGUGGUGAAUUGUGAUGGUUUAACCCUGAACUCGUCCCAGCUGCUGAGAGCUCCGGGGUCGGGAGGCGACUCGAUGGGGCCAACGUUCCUCAAACCAGCCAAGAUUUGGGUUCUCCACAUUCCUCUUUUGUGCCGUUUCUACCCAACAUUAAGCACCAAAUAUUGUUCUUUAUGCAUAUAUUGAAUAAAAAAAAUGUUUAUUAAACUUUCAACAAAC